Striga asiatica is the source of this 2575-nucleotide messenger RNA. The record is from the annotation of a GenBank genome assembly. NCBI's taxonomy places the organism in Eukaryota, Viridiplantae, Streptophyta, Magnoliopsida, Lamiales, Orobanchaceae.
CUCUCACGUGUUUGAAGCUCGUUUCGCCGAGCAAACCGUAUACCCUCACCAACAAAAGUUGAGGGUGGUGGCAUACAUUUCUCUACCAUUCCAUAAUUAACUCACAGAAUUAAUUUUUAGUCCGUUCUAAUAAACUCGCCCCUAAUUACCUUCUAUUGGGAUCGGAACGACACCUUUUCUGCUUCAUUUCCGGUGAUCUUUCCCCCAAAAAUGCCGGGCUUGGUAUCAGUUAAAACGCCGCCCGACGCUGCCCCGCUGCGAAUUACGGUCCCCGACGAGUCGCCGAUCCGUCAAGUCGUUGAAACCAUCAGAUCCGAACCGAAAUCCAGCUCCCCGGCCACGCGCCGGCCGCCAGCUUCCUCCCCGUCCACCUCACGGGCCAAACCCUCUCCAGAUCGGGGUUCCGCGAGGAAAAAGUCCUCGCCGGAGAAAAGCCUACUUGAUGAAUCCUCGCUAGACAACCCGGAUCUCGGCCCGUUUCUUCUUAAAUUGGCCAGAGACACAAUAGCGUCGGGCGAAGGCCCUAGCAAGGCCUUGGAUUACGCACUGCGCGCGUCGAGGAGUUUUGAGAAAUGUGCCACCGAAAGCGAGCCGAGCUUGGACUUGUCUAUGAGUUUGCACGUUGUGGCGGCGAUUUACUGUAGCCUGGGGAAGUUCGAGGAGGCGGUGCCGGUUCUGGAGAGGGCGAUUAAGGUCCCGGAGGUGCAGAGGGGUGCGGAUCACGCACUGGCAGUGUUUUCGGGGUAUAUGCAGUUGGGUGAUACUCAUUCGAUGCUGGGUCAUUUGGAUCGAUCUAUCGACUGUUAUAAGGAAGGUUUAAAGGUACAGAUGGAAGCCUUGGGGGAAAAUGAUCCUAGAGUUGCCGAGACAUGCAGUUCUGUGUUCUGGUACCUUAUGUGUUUGUAUGUUUGGUCCCUGAUGUCCCCAAAUGGGUUUGGGAACCAAAGGGGCGGCGUGAUGCCAGGAUGGAGGACACACGUUGAGCCACUAAAUGACCCAACAAGAAUGUUGGUCACACGGUGUGCUAUAGCUACCCAAGCACCUUUGGGUAGAAUGAGUAAUCGAGGGAAACACUCUAAUGUCUUGUACCUUGCGGAGGCCCAUGUCCAGGCAAUGCAAUUCGAGGAGGCGGAGAGGCUGUGCAAAAAGACCCUUGAGAUCCAUCGUGUGCACAGCCCGCCUGCUUCCCUUGAGGAGGCCACGGACCGCCGUCUGAUGGCCCUCAUCUGCGAGGCCAAAUCCGAUCACGAGUCGGCCCUCGAGCACCUCGUCCUCGCCAGCAUGGCCAUGAUUGCUCACGGCCACGAGGCCGAGGUCGCUGCCAUCGACGUGUGCAUCGGCAACAUCUACUCGGCCCUCACACGCUUCGACGAGGCCGUCUUCUCCUAUCAGAAGGCUCUUACCGUCUUCAAGUCCUCCAGAGGUGACCACCACCCCUCGGUUGCUUCUGUUUUUGCCAGGCUGGCCGAGCUCUACCACAAGACGGGCAAACUCAGGGAGUCGAGAUCAUACUGCGAGAACGCCCUCAGGAUAUAUGCCAAGCCUGUCCCGGGGACUUUGCCGGAGGACAUCGCCACCGGCCUCACCGAGAUCUCGGCCAUCUACGAGAUGUUCAACGAGCCUGAGGAGGCCCUGAAGCUGUUGCACAAAGCUAUGAAGCUUUUGGAGGAUAAGCCAGGGCAGCUGGCCACGGUUGCCGGAAUAGAGGCCCGUUUGGGGGUGAUGCUUUAUGUGGUGGGAAGGUAUGAGGAGUCGAGGGCUUCGUUCGCGAGUGCGGUUGAGAAGCUGAGGGGUUAUGGGGAGAGGAGUUCUGCUUUCUUUGGGGUGGUUCUGAACCAGAUGGGGCUGGCCUGUGUGCAGCUCUUCAGAAUAGAUGAAGCGGCCGGGCUGUUUGAGGAGGCCAGAGGGAUACUGGAGAAGGAGUGUGGGCCAUGCCACCACGAUACGCUCGGUGUGUACAGCAAUCUUGCAGCGACUUACGAUGCUAUGGGAAGAAUUGAAGAUGCAAUAGAAAUUCUGGAGUAUGUUUUGAAACUUCGAGAAGAGAAACUUGGAACCGCAAAUCCUGAUUUCGAUGACGAGAAGAAAAGACUAGCGGAGCUUCUGAAAGAAGCUGGCAGGUCAAGAAACAAAAAGGCCAAAUCUCUUGAAAACCUCAUAGAUCCUAACUCGAAAAGGACCAACAAGAAAGAGACAUCCUCCAAGAAGUGGUCUGCUUUCGGUUUUAGGGGUUGAUUGCGGAGAUAGUUUUCGCACAAAGCAGUGAUGAUUUCUUAUGAACAAGGACGUAUCUGUUUUUCCUUUUGCUUGAUUUUUUACUUUCUCUUCUCUUGUUUUAUAAUGUAGGAGUUGUGAGUGGUGUGAAUGUUGUAAUUUGUCGUGGCAUCUUUUCUGGACAGCAGUUUGGAUUGGUAUUGUUCUUGUAACUUUUAUUCUUCGUUUUUUUCUUGUAUGGUUGUUUCACUGAAUCAUUUCUGAAGAUGCACCUUGUGUGAAAGAUCACUAUUAAUAUUAUAAUGUUUGUUGGAAAUUGAGAGGAUGAACUAAUAUUUGGAUGAUGCAUUUUUAAGUUAAA